AUGGGGACAAGCGAGCUCGCCUGCACUUACGCCGCUCUCAUCCUCCACGAUGAUGGAAUUGACAUCACCGCUGAGAAGAUAUCAACGCUGGUGAAAGCAGCCAACGUGGAUGUUGAAUCAUACUGGCCUGGCCUCUUUGCUAAGUUAUGUCAGAAGAAGAACAUCGACGAUCUCAUCAUGAAUGUUGGAGUCGGUGGUGGUGGUGCGGCUGCUCCGGUUGCUGCCGCCGCUUCUGCAGCCUCUCAAGCAUCGCCAGCAGCUGAGGAGACAAAGAAGAAGAAGGAGGAGGUCAAGGAAGAGAGUGAAGAUGACAUGGUUUUCGGAUUGUUUGACUAG
This is a messenger RNA of Microthlaspi erraticum, 336 nucleotides long. NCBI's taxonomy places the organism in Eukaryota, Viridiplantae, Streptophyta, Magnoliopsida, Brassicales, Brassicaceae. The record is from the annotation of a GenBank genome assembly.